AUGUUGCGAAGAGAACUAAAUAACUCUAUCAGCAACAGGUCGAUAGAAAAUGAAUCCUUUCCUUUUGAAAGGCCGAAUGUCAGCUAUAUAAUAUCCGCAGAAUUUGAUAAUAAAUUAGGUCCUAUUUUGAAGCACCAAUACCCGAAAGAUAUUCCAGGUUUCAAUCAGUUCUCACAUGAGCAACGCAACGGCAAUACGUCGGUGUCUAUGAACUUGGCAAGUUUAAUGAUACCGAGUAGCAUAGAGAGAAAUCCCGGCAAACAAGAUAUUACAGUGUUUACCCUUUAUUACAAUAAGUUUACUCAAAACUAUCAACUCUUUCCUGUGCCAAAAGACCCUCGUUUCAGUUUCAAUCUGCAUCAUCGUGAACAGUCAGAUGGUAGUGUUACCAAUAGCAUAUAUUACGAUGCCGAAAAUCAUCAAGAUGCAAAAAAUAAUAGAUACACUAUUGUCUUGGAAGAUGAUGAGCUCGAAUGCCAGGAAGUUCAGAAUAAUCAGAAAGCCAUCGACAACGAACCUUUAUUUUUCAUAAAUGUCGCCAACACAGUAUUAGACACCACGAACGAUAGAGGGGCAGUAAUCAAGUCGAUUGCCAUCGGAACACCAUUAAAAACCUUCUUUGCAUUCAAAAAUAUUAUUGUAUUAGUGUUAGACUUGUAUAUGAAAGCUCCCACUCAAGCUGCUGCUACAGACAUACUGCUUGAUUGCUUUAAUAUGCUAAACAGUAUUGACCUUACAUUGAUUAAUGACAUACAUUCCAAAAGUAGUAUACAAGAAGUGCUACACUCUAUCCAUGACGAAUCUAUCAUUACCAAAGUAUUUUUAGACCCGGAUUCCACUUUAAAGAAACUCUUUUGCAUCAAUGGAUUUGACACUAAGGACAAGUAUGGUAACAUUGUGACUUUUCAUGACCAACUCAUUCAAUAUCAUUUUACAAGAUUUCAGCCAAAGACGCUCCCGCCAUUUUUGUUAAAAAUCCCAUUGCAAUUUAAUAUGAUUAGAAGAGAGCCUAUUUAUAUUGAAAAUGAUUAUAAUGAACUAGUUUUAAAAUUUUUGGAUAAAUUUGUCCCUUACCUUCUUAAAGCCGGACAAAAAGUUAAUGCAUGGAAGUUAGUCAUCAAUUCAACUAAACUGAGUAAAGAAGACCUAUGCGCUUUUAUUUUGUCAUUAGCCAACAUAACGGCAACUUAUGCUAGCGAUCCACAAUCAUACUUCAAAGGAAAUGCUGCGUUGAUUUUUCCCUAUAUGGACAUUUCUCUUGUUGACGGUUUGCGGGCGUAUGUAGCAUCGAAUAGUGAUUUUGUCGGAUGCUUUGCAAUUAUCGGAACUGCCAAUCCAAUUUUCCGAUACCAGUUAGAUAUCUGGGAUUAUUACUACGAUGUGGAUGAGGGAGUGUUUUAUGAAAAUAAUAGUCCAGAAAAAGAAAAGCCAGAUACAGUGGCAGAAGUGAAGAUUGGGCCUAACCCUUUGAGAAAGAUAUUCAAUAGGCCUCAUUUCUCAACCAACGCAGUCAACGAAAGUCAGGUAAACUUGGGCCAGAAGCUCUUUUCUCUUCUUAUCGACGAAUAUCAUGAUAGUGAUACUAUCAUGAGCGUUUUGAGAAGGCUGAAUGUUCUUCAGUUGGAAAACCUUCUGGACGCUUUGAAAAGACGAGAAAUUCCACCUAAUAUAGCACUAAAAGAUGAAUAUAUCAUGUUUUAUAAAGAUUUUUUCAUUUUCCCGGAGUUCUUUGAUUAUUUUACACUGCAUAGUAUUGAACUAUUGUCUAACUUGGAUAAUUGUUUAUUUAGCUUAGGAAACACAUGCCAGUUAUUUUCCACAGAGCAAAUAUAUUCCCAAUUAAGCCAAAUAUUGGACAUUGUUAAAGAGCUGUUUCGCAUGGUAUCGGUAAGCAGGACAAACAUUGAGAAGUUUUUAAACGCUUGUUUGAACUAUUCUCCGUUCAAAAUAUUACCCACAGCUCAGUUACACGGUGAUAAUAUUUCUAGGUGGAGUUUUGAAAGCGAAGUGCGUCAGGGUUUCGAUAAUUUUAACAGCUAUAUGGGCAUCGAAAAAGAUCCCCACGGUGUUAUAGUAUCAGCAAUAGAUCUUUUUACUCAAAUUUACAGUUUUGAUAUCUUGGCGUUUUUCCUCACAUUUAUUACAAAAGAAAGUGGGCAGGAUUUGCCCUUCACAAAAUCUCUGUCCAGGAGAAGAACGUAUUUGACCAGAAUUGCUCAAUCUUCUUCAUUGAGACAGUUUUUACAACUGAGUACACGCCCUAAUAUAAGGAUUCUGGGAGGUAAUGGGCAGGGUACUGGAAAUUCCAAUUAUCCCGAAUUUACAAACGCAUCCUCAGUCAUCUCACCCAAGCUAAGGGCUUCUCCUCUACUAGAAAGAAGGGCGUCAAAAAUCUGCUAUGCUAUUACGAAAUUACUCUAUAGGUUAGAAUGUCAUCCCAUAGGUAUGGCCCUUUUAAAGAAGUAUCUCCACAAUCAAUUGCGAGAAGCCUAUCUAGAAUCAAAACGACACUUUAUUUCCAAAAAGGGAGAUUCGACCAACACUUCCUCUACCAUUGCAUCAUCAUCUUUCGCUGGCGCAUCUGUUCCUCUAUCUUCAAACGAAUCAGGAAUGCUAAACGGCUUGAAGCAAAUUAACGAACAACAAGAAUCUACAUUAGAAACCACUCAAAAGGAAGACUAG
Molecule: messenger RNA, 2682 nt
Organism: Saccharomyces cerevisiae S288C
Lineage: Eukaryota; Fungi; Ascomycota; Saccharomycetes; Saccharomycetales; Saccharomycetaceae
Gene: AFI1
Product: Afi1p
Exons: 1
Coding region: 1-2682 (893 amino acids)
Cellular component (GO): cell cortex; perinuclear region of cytoplasm
Source: RefSeq, marked reviewed